Messenger RNA from Pecten maximus, 698 nucleotides. RefSeq names its product caveolin-3-like. Bases 1 to 543 code for a protein of 180 amino acids. The record is from RefSeq and is a predicted model, not a curated record. Gene Ontology annotation, molecular function: molecular adaptor activity. The transcript is spliced from 3 exons. Gene Ontology annotation, cellular component: caveola. Gene Ontology annotation, biological process: caveola assembly. Lineage: Eukaryota; Metazoa; Mollusca; Bivalvia; Pectinida; Pectinidae.
AUGUACGGCGGCAACGUCAUCAAUACUGACGUUAAGAUUGUGACGUCAUCACGUCGUGUUCUGACGAGGCGUCAGUUCGAAAGCAGCCGCACGCCACUGCAGUGCAAGCCUCAAGUGAACUACUUGUGUGCGGUUCCAAUGGCGGACGAGCAACUGGACGAUAUUUAUCCUCGUGAUCCGAAAAAAUUGAAUAUCCAUACGUUGAUCGACUUCGAUGAUGUGAUAGGCGAGCCACCCAGUCUACUGUCCCUGGACGGGGUGUGGGAAAAGUCAGCCCGGUCUUUCAACUUCAGCAAGGAUUUGUGUUACCUCAUCCUCACCACACUGUGUGGCAUCCCCAUCUCUGUCCUGUGUGGUUUGAAAUUUGCCUGGCUCAGCUUUGGUAAUAUUUGGUGUGUGACGCCAUGUGUGAGGGCCUGUCACAUGGGUCUGGAGUCCACCCGCGGGAUCUACUCCACGUUUGUCAGGUGUGUGUGCGAUCCUUUUUGUGAGUCCAUUGGUAACAUCUUUGGCAACAUCCGUGUCAGCAAGGCCAACCUGUAGACUGUUUGUGGCGAUAGUGUGUGAUAACGUGUAAAACUUUUGUGUUUCUAGUCUGAUUAUUGUCAGGUGACAUAUAAAAGCCAUUACAAAACCAAGUAGUGAAGUUAUAGGAUGAUUAUUUAUAAAAUAUUCAUUAAAAUGUAAACAAAAAUCUU